Molecule: messenger RNA, 1209 nt
Organism: Betta splendens (Siamese fighting fish)
Lineage: Eukaryota; Metazoa; Chordata; Actinopteri; Anabantiformes; Osphronemidae
Exons: 5
Coding region: 409-1101 (230 amino acids)
Source: RefSeq, a predicted model, not a curated record
GCAGAUUUGAACAUACUUAAAGUCAGAUUUCAACAUACUUGAAAUCUGCAUGUUUGGUGUCGGUUUUUCCUCAAGGUGUCAGGGUUGAACAGUGUUUUCUCAACGACUAGAGAGGCAGGUUUUUUUAUUGAGGGAUGAUGCAGCGCUGUUUAGGGAGUUGAUCUAUAGGUUUAGAUAAUUUCAACAGAAGCAAGUGUUUUGAUGCUAACAGGAGAAAGUACUAGAUACAAAUUUGACAAAUGUUCAGUUAGAUGCUGUUGGUUAAUUGCACUGAUUUAAAGUAUUCAAAUACAGUAACUAAAGUAUGUUUUACCAAGUGUAACCAGUUUUCAAAAAUGAAAAAAAGACUGUAUUAAUGUGCAGUUCAUGUGUGUCCCACCAUUGCUGGGAAUUGCUCAAAGCUAAUUGAUGAGGUGGUGCUGUACAUUUCAAUGUGCACUAAAAUGUUUUUUUUUUUUUGCAGGAAUGGGUCAUUUCACCCCCCAAGUUACAGCACAAGUGGGACAAAAUGUCACUCUGCAGUGCUGUUUUGAUGCAUCAUUGAAUUUAAGAACUCGGACAGUUGACUGGAAAAAAGAUGACAAGCAGGUGGUCCACGUCUACCGCGAUAGAAAGGACUGUCCUGAUCUACAGGAAACGCAGUUCAGACACAGGACAGCUCUAAGGCAUGAAGACCUGAGCAGAGGAGUCAUGACACUGCAGAUCUUGGCUCAGCUCAGUGACACUGGCAACUUCUCCUGUAAUGUGCCAAAAGGCCGGGGUUCAGAAAUGCUCUCCCAGCGAGUCAUGCUCUUUGUGAUGAACACAAGAAAAGUCCUUCCCAACAUAACAAGGUUUCCGAAGAAAGACGAGAUGACUACUGUACGUCUGAAGGGAAGAACACCGGUGUCAUUGCCUUUGCCUGGGUUUGUCUUGGCCUCUUCGGAGCUGGCCUUUUUGGGGCUGGUCUUGGAGUCCUGGUUAAAUGGAGAAAGAUCCGUACAAGAUCUUUUUGGGAGAAAGCUCAGAGACUCCAGCGUCGGAGGAUGCAAACAUCUGUCAAAUGGAGACUCUGAUGAACCCAUCAGCAGCAGAUGGAGGCCAACACCACUGAUUAUGUGAAGAGUCUCCCAAACCCAGUAGCACAGAGAGAGCAGUGAUGAAAACACUUCCUCUGUGUGGUUAGGACUGGGAGGCUCCCCUCUGUCUGGACCGGAGGCUGGAGGGAGC